CAUAGUCCAGAGAUUACGGUGGAGGGCGCGUGAAUGGAGUUUCCGAACGCGCACCCGGGCUCCGUCACGUGGUCGAGGCGCCGCUUCCCUCUCCUCGCGAGCGACCCAAAGAGAGAGACGGGGACAGAGAGAGAGAAACAGGAGCUGUGGAGCUGAGUGUGGGCGAUGGCGGUGGCCGUGGACAUCAAACUGAAGCGUGCAAACAAGGUCUACUACGAUGGGGAGACGGUGUCGGGGCUCGUGGUAAUCCAGGGCAGAGACACCGUCCAGCACCAGGGCAUCUCCCUCGCGCUCGAGGGCACGGUCACGCUGCAGCUCAGCUCCAAGAGCGUGGGCGUCUUCGAGGCGUUCUACAACUCCGCCAAGCCCGUGCAGCUCGUCAGCAGUUCCAUGGAGGUAGUGAAGCCGGGGAAACUGCCAUCAGGGCGCACGGAGAUACCCUUCCAGUUCCCUCUGAAAGCCAGCGGCAGCAGCAAGGUCCUGUUCGAGACCUACCACGGAGUCUACGUCAACAUCCAGUACACUUUGCGCUGUGAGAUGAAGCGAUCGCUGCUCAACAAGGACGUUCACAAAACCUGCGAGUUCAUCGUUCACACUCCGGCUCAGCCGGAGCCCACGCUGGACACGAUCGUCAAGUUCGCCAUCACCCCCGCAUCCCUGCAGAAGCUCAAAGUGAAGAGUUCCCUGCCCAACUUCCUGAUCAAGGGCUGCCUGAACACCACCAACUGCGAGGUGACGCGGCCGCUGUGUGGGGAACUGCUGGUGGAGCACUGCGACCUCCCCCUCAAGAGCAUCGAUGUGCAGCUGGUGCGCGUGGAGACCUGCGGCUGUGCCGAGGGCUACGCGCGCGACGCCACCGAGAUCCAGAACCUGCAGAUCGCCGAGGGAGACGUGUGCCGGGGAGUCGCCAUCCCCAUCCAUAUGGUCUUCCCACGCCUCUUCACCUGCCCCACGCUGCAGACCACCAACUUUAAAAUCGAGUUUGAAGUGAACAUCGUCAUCAUCCUGCAAGAUGACCACCUCAUCACAGAGAACUUCCCGCUAAAGCUGUCUCGGCACUUGGUGUGAUGAGCCCCACUCCUCCGCCUCCCGCUCUUCAACAGAUUGCUCACUCUCACCCCUCCACGCUGGACAUCAGCCGCCACUCCCUUGCAAUCACUCAUAUUUUUUCGCCGCUUCAUUCUCACGAGGAGUCAUCGGCGCAGCGUAGCCCUCAAACUCUGCCGCCACGAUCGUAGCCCAAGCUUGCCAAAAGAACUGCGCUCCCAGUAAAGCAGGUGUCCUGUUAGGCCAGGGCUUCGCUCAACACCGAGGGAGCCGUCACUCAUCGACAAGUCAGGAUGCUUGUGAGACCGAAUCACAUUCCAUUCGUGUGCAUUCGCAACGUGAUGACGAAUGCGACUGCCCUUGCUACGCACACCGGCCUUAACACAUGCGUGCGGGCGCUUCCUAGUGAACUCGUGGACACUCGGCCAUCUCUCCCGCUCUCUUCUUCCGCUUCUCCAUUCUCUCCAUCUCCAUUCCCGAGUUUCGUUUCUCUCAUCACUCGUCAGUUGUCUCAUGAUGUGUCCUGCCCAAUUCCACUGUUAUUCCCUUUGCUCUCACAGCAGUAUCGGCGACCCUUGCUCUUUUCCAUAUUUCUUAAAUUCCUUAACCUGUCACCUUCAACUUUGUGCAGAGACGAGUCUUUAACAGCCUCACGUGGCUCGGCUUAGGCUUGAGCCACUCAGUUGCUUCCAAAUUUGCAAUGAGCGGCUCGGCCCAUGGAAAUCCUGAUCUAUGAUCUUGCUCAGAGCCGGCUGAGCUGAGACAGAGAAUAUGGGCCUCAAGUCUUUUUGUGUGAACAUUCACAUUCUGAUGGUGUUCUGUCGACAGCCACAUUCUAAUUCACUUGUAACACAACUACAAAUGUUUCAACUACAGAUGUUUCAACAGAACACGCUCAGUGCAGACGGCUCCCGUCUGUAUGAGGAAGGUUCUCACAAAGGUCUCAAUCUGAUGUCGCCUGCACAUUUCACAACGCGAUCCCAGGCGCUCAGGGACCCAAGUGCGAGCAGCAGAGCUCAGGUCAUGAACAUGCUCAAGUCGACCCCGAGUUUCUUGUCCUGUUAACAUUGCGGGCAGACCAAGAGAGUAUUCUUUCGUAUGGCUGAUGUAGAUGCAGAGCAACAACUACAAUUACACAUUCAGUUGGUCAAGCCAAGUAACCGCAUCAGGAGUAGCGGAGUGUAUCGCUGUGAUGUCAUGGAGAGUCAUCCCUUCUCACUCCCUCGACAUGUUCAGUUUGAUUAAUCAUCGUCAGUGUAACCAGAAUGCUUGUCCAUCCCACAAUCAUUGAAAUCUGUCCAAACCAAUGCUGAGCCAUCGCAUCAUUUAUUGGAUAAAACCAAACUUACCGGUAUUGCUAUGGGAAAUGCCAUCACGGAUAUAUACUGAAAUUCACACAAAAUCCUGUGACCUGCAAGUACUGACCUCGCAGAUCUAGUGAUGAUUCCUGUGACCACUUAUACGUCACUGAGAAUGAAAUGAGAAAUUAUUAUAAAUUGUGUUCUAUUGCAUUCACAUAAACCCACAGUUGAGUCAAUGCGAACGCCUUCAUGUGGUGAUAUUAGACCCUUGGACAUCGGUCAUCAGGUCUGGACGUUUUGCAGCGACGGCUCUCAGCGUCAACCCUGCAAUGUUUCCAAGCCUCCGCAAACCCCACGCGUUCUACAAUAAUGGGGAAAUGGAAACUCCCAUUUCAUAUUUACACUGGCAGUGCCACUCUCCACCCUCGUGAUGUCUGAAGGUCUUGCCUUGACUCGGCAGUUUUGUGUUCACCCCCCAUGCGUGUCCACCCUCAUGCGGCUAUUGAUUUGUUGCGGUACCAUGGCACCACGGCACCAUCUGUACCAUCAACAGCGGUGGCUGCGGUCGGUAUACAGCGGGACGAUGAGCCACCUGGACGUUUUAAAAGCACAGUAUUUAGUAACUUGAUUAUAAAUUAAAAUUUAGGAAACUGUUUAAAAGUAAAAAAAACCUGAAGUGGAUAAUUUAAGUCACUCGUGCCCUAAGCCUAAUAGACUCAGAAUGGAACAAAGGAGACUGGGGUGGGGGAAGCGGUGUUGGGAGGGGUGAGGGACCGGUACUGCUUUGAUCACCGCAUCGCCCCUCUCCAGCUCAACCUCACAGCUGUGGCCCUUGGGUCGUGCAAUCCUCAUGCCUUUUCACUCCACGUACCCCACAUUCCUACGUGUAAGAAUAUAACACGUUUAAAAAUGUGUAAUCAUGUUAAAAUACCCACUUGAGGAAGUGUGUAAUGCAAGUAAGUUACUUUUAGAUUAUCUAAGAGUAGACCUAGGUUGAACAUUUUGAACAUUCAGGCGUGGAAGUGUAGGCGACCAAAAGUAAACUGAAAAGGGCGCAAAGAAGCGUGGAGAGAUGCACGCUUGAAAUUAUAUAGAGACAAGAACACACGGAUUCGAGAACAUACAUAGGUUAGUGGCACCAUCGAAACUGCUAAGAAAAGUGAGAGGGCUUAGGCUGGAAAUAUUGCUUGAAGGGACGAUGGACAUUAGUAAAGAACACCAGAGUAGCAGUUAAGGAAUGGAAUGCGUCCGAGAUGGAUUUGUAGAUUUCAGGAUUGUAAGAAGUGGUGGUGGCUUUCGUUGAAUUCGCUUGCUUAUCCACUAGAGCCUUGCCGAGUCUUGGACUCUUUCAGGAGGGUCAGACCAACAUUUUUGCAGCAGAGGGCACUAUAACUGCUGUGUAAUCCCAACUGAGUAAUUUACAGGCAUUUAUUUGCAUUGGGAUAUUGUUUUAGCUCUGGGAAGUAACCCAUGCACAACGUUCAAAACAAUAAAACUCCACGCAGACAGGCGCCAGAGUCAGGAAUUGAAUUCAAGCCCAUUUUUGCUGAGGCACGAGUGUCACGGUGCCACCACCCUACCGCCCCGAGAUGACGGAUGUACAGCAAUAAACGGAGAACACCACA
Lethenteron reissneri (Far Eastern brook lamprey) is the source of this 3973-nucleotide messenger RNA. RefSeq names its product VPS26 endosomal protein sorting factor C (gene VPS26C). The record is from RefSeq and is a predicted model, not a curated record. Lineage: Eukaryota; Metazoa; Chordata; Hyperoartia; Petromyzontiformes; Petromyzontidae. Gene Ontology annotation, biological process: intracellular protein transport.